This is a messenger RNA of Recurvomyces mirabilis, 861 nucleotides long. RefSeq lists its product as uncharacterized. Bases 1 to 861 code for a protein of 286 amino acids. The record is from RefSeq and is a predicted model, not a curated record. Gene Ontology annotation, molecular function: metallopeptidase activity. Lineage: Eukaryota; Fungi; Ascomycota; Dothideomycetes; Mycosphaerellales; Teratosphaeriaceae. The transcript has 3 exons.
AUGGCCCCUCUCCCUUCUCACUUCGCGCUGCUGGCGCUUCUGAGCUGCUUCCCUGCAUUCAUUCUCCUCACCAGCGCCGCUCCGAUCGAGGCCAACUCUACCUCUGCCUCGACGUUCAACGCCACAUCCAGCUCGAUUCCCGACUCUACGUCAAAUCCCACGGUUCUCAACUUCACAUCUGCCCCCCAAUCUUCCCAACUCCUCGCCAACACCACCGAGCGCUUCACCGUCCCCUUGAUCUGGGACAACUGCCCAAUAACGUCAGAUCUGCAGGCGAUGACCACACACCUCCGAGACGUCAUCAGCCUCGCUCGAGCCGGAACUAGCCCGGCCUACCGCUCUGACUUCACCAAGCGCUACUUCGGCAGCGUCAGCUACAAGCAGCUCAUCACCACGUUCCAGAACGUCAUCGACUUCAUCCAGGAUGGCCGAGGGGGAACUUUGACUAUUGCGUGCGGCGAAAUCCCCGGAGGAAGAGGUUGUGCCACGCAACGCAACGGACAAGGCGCCUACGCCUACACGAACCCGAUUUUCGCGACACCGACAAUUGUCAUUUGCCGGCCGGACAUGUAUACCAAGCCCACUUUGCAGACCGUGCUCAAGUGGUUGUCGAAAGAGCCAGUCUUCCAACGCGACAUCGAUGUCAUGGCGACCGGGGCCCAGAUCUUGCUGCAUGAAAUGAUGCAUAUUGAUUCCAUUGUGGGGACGACACAAGCUAAUCAUAUUGGAGAUAGGAGACUGGGCGACAAACCCCUCGGCCAGUUUGUGUAUGGCCCGAGACUCUGUGAGCUCUAUGCUAGGACCAGCCGGUAUGCCGCCAGGAACGGUAAGCACAAUCUCGAUAAACAGUUGGCUGAGUAA